GAGCCCUUGCGGCGGGGCGGUCGCGGCCAUGCUGGCGGCGCGGGGCGCGGUGCGGCGGGGCCGCCUGCCCGCGGGGGCCGGGCCGGUGCGGCUGCGCUCCCCCCCGCGCACCGUGGACCUGCGGAGCGACACGGUGACCCGGCCCUGCGCGGGGAUGCGCCGCGCCAUGGCCUGCGCCAUCGUGGGCGACGACGACUACGGGGAAGACCCAACGGUCAAUGAGCUGCAGCGCCUGGCCGCAGGGAUCCUGGGGAUGGAGGAGGCUCUUUUUGUGCCCACGGCCACGAUGGCGAACCUCAUCGCCGUGAUGUGCCACUGCCAGCGCAGGGGGGGGCAGCUGCUCCUGGGCCGGGCCGCGCACCUGCACGUCUACGAGCACGGCGGGGCCGCGCAGGUCGCUGGUGUCCAUUCCCAGGUGCUGCCGGACCUGCCAGAUGGCACCUUCGACCUGGAGCAGCUGGAGCUGCUCAUCCGCGAGGCCCACGGCAGCCGGUACCACCCGCGCCCCGAGCUCAUCUGCCUGGAGAACACGCACAGCACGGCGGGGGGCCGGGUGCUGCCUCUCCCCUACCUGCAGCAGGUCCGCGGGCUCGCUGACCGCUACGGGCUGCAGGUGCACAUGGACGGGGCACGGCUCAUGAACGCGGCGGUGGCCCAGGGUGUGAAGCCGGCUCAGAUCACCCAGUACUGCGACUCCGUAUCCCUGUGCUUCUCCAAGGGCCUGGGCGCCCCGGCCGGCGCGGUGCUGGCUGGACGCCGCGGGUUUGUCGCCGAGGCCUGGCGCGCGCGGAAGCUGCUGGGCGGGGGGCUGCGGCAGGCGGGCGUGCUGGCAGCCGCUGCCCGCGUCGGGCUGCAGCAAGCGGAUGAGACGCUGCGCAGAGACCACGACAACGCCCGGCGCUUCGCUGAAGGCAUCUGGGAGCUGAACUCGCCCCUCUGCUCCAUCAGCCUUGCGGCGGUGGAGACCAACAUCGUGAUGAUGAACACCGGGGGGGGCUGGCUGUCCCCCCCAGAGCUCUGCGAGCACCUGCGGGCCGUGAGUGAGGAGGAGGUGGCCGAGACCGGCCAGGCUGUCAGUGUCCUGGUGUUCCCCUGGUCCGCGCACACCGUGCGUGCCACGUGGCACCGCGACGUCUCGGCCCAUGACACCGAGCUUGCGAAGAACAAGCUGGCGUUUGUGGCCAGGAAGUGGCAGGAGAAGCUGGACCUGGGGCUGCGCCCGACCCCUCCAGGCGCAGGGGGAGCCUGAGCCUCCCGCAGCCCGGGGCGGCCGCUGGGAGCCUGGGGAGUCCCGGCCUGUCCCGGCAGCCAAGGGCUGGGACCAGCCCUGCGAGCUCCCGGCGCGUUCCCGCCUGGCUGCAGCGCAGCGUGCAGCCCCGGGGGAGCCCAGCCCAGCCCCCGGCGAGACCCCCACACCUCCCAGCAGGGACAGGGGACCCCACAUCUCACACCGCCGCCCAGGCCCUCGGUGGCAGCGUCACCCGGCAAACCGCCCGAGCACCCUCUAGUCCUGUGCAGGAGCUUCAUGUACAGUGGCGCUGCUGGGGACACAGAUCCCAAGAGCUGGUCAGGGCACCAAAUAAAGGUGUGCGGGCAGUG
Messenger RNA from Columba livia (rock pigeon), 1599 nucleotides. RefSeq lists its product as uncharacterized. Gene Ontology annotation, biological process: glycine biosynthetic process; L-threonine catabolic process. The record is from RefSeq and is a predicted model, not a curated record. Gene Ontology annotation, molecular function: L-allo-threonine aldolase activity. NCBI's taxonomy places the organism in Eukaryota, Metazoa, Chordata, Aves, Columbiformes, Columbidae. The transcript has 7 exons. Bases 29 to 1249 code for a protein of 406 amino acids. Gene Ontology annotation, cellular component: cytosol.